Acanthocheilonema viteae is the source of this 1113-nucleotide messenger RNA. NCBI's taxonomy places the organism in Eukaryota, Metazoa, Nematoda, Chromadorea, Rhabditida, Onchocercidae. The record is from the annotation of a GenBank genome assembly.
AUGGAUCCAUUAGAUGGACAAGACGUGUAUGCAGCAGAAAAAAUUUUGAAAUCACGAACGAGAAAAGGAAAAACAGAAUAUCUGAUCAAGUGGAAAGGAUGGUCAAAUCAACAUAACACAUGGGAACCAUCAAGUAAUAUUUUGAAUGAAAACCUGUUCACGGAAUCGGGUUUUUCCGUACCAAGCGAUUUCAAAGGUGGAGCUCGAAAGGGAACUAGAAGGUCAAAUCGUGGAAGGAAACGGAAAGUAAAAGAAAUUUCCGAUUCUGAAGAUUCGGAUGGCUACAAUCAAAGUUAUGAUGAAGGUGCUAGUGAUACUCGUUCGGAAGGCUCAGAAACUUCACCAAGGUCCAGCAUUCAUUCAAGGCCCGAAACACCAAUAGCUCUAACAGAAGAACCUAGUACAGAAAGCAGCAAAUCCCCCAAAAUGCCUCGAAAACGAGGUCCAAAAAGUAAAAAGAUGUCAAACGAAAUACCGAGGACCUCCAUCCCAGUUUCAAAAAUCAACGAAGCAAAGAAUAACGAUGACAAGUUAGAAUUGAAAGAACUGAAGGAAGAAAAAUCGGAUAAAGAACAAGGAGUUGAAGAAUCUCCGAAGACUGAAGCUGAUAUAGAGCUGGAUAACAAGAAGAAAACAGAAAGCAUUUCUUCGGACACGAAAUUGGAUUUAUCAGGUACCGACAAAGUUGGGAAGAAUGAAGCUGCAUUAUCGGAAGCUGAAAUAUUUAGGAUCAUCAAGUAUGAUGAAAGUGGAGCAAUUGAAGAAGAAAACGCAAAAGGAGACGAAGUUAAACUGAAGAAACCUGAAGUUUUUGAAGGUCGAUCUGGAUCAGUACAAGUCGUUUCUAAUGGUCAAGAGCAAAUAAUCAAUAGGCUGGCAUUUGUUGUUGAGGGGACAUCUAGUUUGUCUCGAAGCUCGGAGCAGUUGCAGUUACACGACUAUGGAGACAGUGAUGAAAGCCGGAUUCGUGUAAUAGCCGACCAUUUAAAAAAUGAAACUAAAAUUUGGACAGAUGCUAAUAAUACGCGCUUCGAAAGUUUUCAAUACAAUGGUUCUCAUAUAAUCACCGAAGUAACAGUCAAUCAGCAUACUGUCCCAAUUAUUGAACUGUAA